AUGUGUCAGACUUUUCGAGUACUGUCCUUCACUGCAACACAACUACCUGGUCCUGCACAUCAUUGUAGACAGGGAUCUCCCACAGCUAUUCUUAAAUACACUGGAAUCCAGGACGUGCUGUACCUCAAUGCCAUGCAUGGGUGUGGUGACCUCAUCUUUUCCUCCCACAUGACAUUCAUCCUCACUGUUGUCAUCACGUACUCCAGAUAUGGAACCAAUCUCUUCUUCAAGCACCUGUCAUGGUUAUUGUCUGGAGUUAUGUCGGUCUUGAUAAUCGCUUCACGCAAGCACUACACAGUGGACGUUGUCAUUGCAUGGUACGUUGUACCUCUGGUCUACUACUUUGUUGAGCACAAGCUGGAGGACAACGUUGGCCCAAGAGACCUGCUUGAGCAUAGCCUUUGUGACAAGAUCCUACCACUCCACUCCUCGCCCUUCCACUUGUCAUCGCAACUGGAAACCUCUUUCGAAGCUCAGGCAUCCAAUCACCAUGCUUAUACACUUGAUCAAAACCUUUUGAUCCGAUUUUUUCAUGGCCUAAAGUACGUUUGGAGAAGAUUGCAAGCCGCUUUUGUCAGAGUAUGCACUGGCUCGCCUGAUGAG
Closterium sp. Naga37s-1 is the source of this 603-nucleotide messenger RNA. The record is from the annotation of a GenBank genome assembly. Lineage: Eukaryota; Viridiplantae; Streptophyta; Zygnematophyceae; Desmidiales; Closteriaceae.